Molecule: messenger RNA, 2076 nt
Organism: Sesamum indicum (sesame)
Lineage: Eukaryota; Viridiplantae; Streptophyta; Magnoliopsida; Lamiales; Pedaliaceae
Gene: WTF1
Product: Ubiquitin carboxyl-terminal hydrolase family protein
Molecular function (GO): RNA binding
Source: RefSeq, a predicted model, not a curated record
AAAUGGAAAGGAGAAAUAUCUGCAGAGAGGGUUUUUGCUGAUAAACCCUAGUUAAGCACUCAAGGUCAGUUAUUCCUUGAAUCCCAUUUUCCCUUCUUAUGAUCAUAGGCAUAUCAGUUGUAAUGUGAAUUCUGAUGUAUUAUGAUAUACUUUUCAUGUGAUUUUCGCCAAGAGUUCAAGAUUAAUUAUGGAACCAAAAUUCUUAAUUUCAUCGCAUAAAGCUUCACCAUCGGUUAGCGCUCUUCCAUUCUUCCUCUCCUGUAAUUCAUCAUUACUUCAAAAACCCAAGUCUUGUUUAGGUUUCCCUUUCUUGUUGUCCUGUGAAAAGUUGAAAAAGACUUCAUUUUUGGGUCAAAAUUUAGUCUUCCGAGAAAAUAAUGAUUGUUACGCAAAUUUGAGGACUCAUUUUCCUGUUGUAAGAGCUGGUCCUGUGAAGAGGAGGAAGGAACUUCCCUUGGAUAAUGUGAUUCAGAGGGAUAAGAAGCUCAAAUUGGUUUUGAAGAUUAGGAAGAUUUUGAUGAGCCAGCCGGAUAGGAUUAUGCCCCUUCGGGAUCUGGGACGGUUUAGAAAAGCCUUGGGACUACAGAAAAGGAGGCGGUUUAUUGCUUUGUUGAGGAAAUUUCCUGCUGUGUUUGAGAUUGUGGAAGAAGGGGUUUAUUCGCUUAGGUUCAAGUUAACCCCUGAGGCGGAGAGGCUUUACCUUGAGGAGAUGAAGAUUAGGAAUGAAAUGGAGGAUUUGUUGGUUGUUAAGUUGAGGAAAUUGCUAAUGAUGUCGAUUGAUAAGAGGAUUCUUUUGGAGAAGAUUGCCCAUUUGAGGAGUGAUUUAGGGCUUCCUUUGGAAUUUCGUGAUACUAUUUGUCAUCGUUACCCACAGUAUUUCAAGGUUGUUGCAACUGGGCUAGGGCCAGCACUGGAAUUGACUCAUUGGGAUCCUGAGCUUGCAGUGUCCGCAGCAGAGCUUGCAGAAGAGGAGAAUAGGGAACGAGAGCUGGAAGAGAGAGAUUUAAUUAUUGAUCGGACUCCGAGGUUCAAUAGAGUCAAGCUACCCAAAGGACUUAAUCUUUCUAAAGGUGAGAUGAGAAGGAUUUGUCAAUUCAGAGAUAUGCCUUAUAUUUCACCAUAUUCUGAUUUUUCAGAGUUGAGAUCUGGUACUCCAGAGAAAGAAAAGCAUGCUUGUGGUGUUGUGCAUGAGAUCUUGAGCCUCACGCUUGAGAAGAGAACACUUGUAGAUCAUCUAACCCAUUUCCGGGAGGAAUUUAGAUUCUCUCAACAGCUCAGGGGGAUGUUGAUAAGGCAUCCGGAUAUGUUCUACGUAUCUCUGAAGGGGGAUAGAGACUCGGUUUUCCUCCGCGAAGCAUAUCAAGAUUCUCAAUUGAUAGAGAAAGACAGGAUGUUGCUCAUUAAGGAGAAGCUUCGCGCGCUUGUGAAUGUUCCAAGAUUCCCCAGGAGAAACGCUCGGAGGAGUGAGUCCGAUGAAGCGGAAGGAAAAGAAACAGAGGAUAGAUCUGGUGAAGAUGAGGAAGAUGAGUGGUCGGACAUUGAAAAUUUAGGAAGUGAUGAAUAUGAUGAUGAUGAUGAAGAUUUUGAGGAUGAAUGGGACAAUGAUGAUGAUGAUGAUGUGCCUCCGGACUUCGGUGAUGAAGAUGACGCAUUGCCUAGUUUAGAACUGAGUAGAUCAUCUGAGCAUGUUAAUGGCUCAACGAAGAAUGAAGAAAAAGUUCUGGCUCCUGUCUUCCCGGAUGGCCGGCCAAGAGAACGCUGGUAGACUAAAAGAUUUUAUAUUCCCAGAUAUAAAAAUUUUCAUAUCAAGGGAUAGUAUGUGCCAUUCGAGACACAUUUAUUACUGUGAAAGGGUCAAUGUUCUUGGUCAGGAUCAGGAGCUCCGGUAUUUCUCAAGACAUCUUAGUUACUGAUCGUGUUUUACAUCUAAGGUGCUACUUAGUAAUAGAUACAUAGUACUUGCUUGUUUUAGUUCUAGCUUCCUUGUAUCAGCUUGUUUAUUUGAUGUGUUACUAUAUAAAAAUUUUAUCCUUAUGAUACAUCUUGAAUGUCAUAGCUCUUCAAAAUUUAAAGAAA